UGUCAAUUGAAGAAUACACCGGCAAACAGACAAAAUGGCGAGAAAUGCGGAAAAGGCAAUGACAACUUUGGCACGCUGGCGCGCUGCUAAAGAAAUUGAAUCUGGCGAAAAGGAGCGUCGUCCAUAUCUGGCAUCUGAAUGCAAGGAUUUGCCAAAAUGCGAAAAGUUUCGCCUGGAGAUCAUCCGUGAAAUAUCUAAAAAGGUCGCACAAAUUCAAAACGCGGGUCUUGGCGAGUUCCGUAUUAGGGACCUCAACGAUGAGAUCAAUAAGCUGUUGCGUGAGAAACGGCACUGGGAGAAUCAAAUAUCUGCACUCGGUGGUCCUCACUAUCGCCGCUAUGGACCUAAAAUGUUCGAUGCGGAGGGUCGCGAAGUGCCGGGUAAUCGUGGGUAUAAGUACUUUGGUGCUGCCAAGGACUUGCCGGGUGUGCGUGAACUGUUUGAGCAGGAACCGCCACCUCCACCGCGUAAAACACGCGCCGAGCUGAUGAAAGACAUCGAUGCCGAAUAUUAUGGCUAUCGGGACGACGAGGAUGGCGUACUAAUUCCCUUGGAGGAACGUAUUGAGCGUGCCGCUUUACUGAAAGCCGUGCAAGAAUGGCGAGAGAAAAUGGCGCGUGACGGACGUAUUGUGGACGAGGAAGAAGAAGACGAUGACAUUUAUCCGCUUUCGGGGCCGGCGCGCGAAGCUGUGGAGGAUGCCAAGGCACGUGCUCUCGAAGAAGACCCCUUGGGCUUGCUCGCGCCCAGAUUCACCGCCCAUGUACCGGUGCCAACACAGAAGGAUGUACAGGAAGCGCUAUUAGAGAAGCGCAAACAGGAGCUAUUACAAAAAUAUGUAGGGGCUGUUACAAAAUAACAUUUCUUAAUUUUAAGAUUAAGUCUUGUAGAAUAGUCGUAAGUAAUUAUCACACAGAGAGUUGUUUUUGAAACAUUAUGACAAUCGUCUCCAUUUUAGCGUGCUGCGAACUUUCCACCCAGUUCUUUUAACUCGCGCAACACGAAAACUGUAAGGUCGGCACGAAUGCUUUAACUUUAAAAUUUAUAAAAUAAUUAUGUAAAAAAAACUAUUCGAAAGUAAUGUUGCAUCUAAACGUCCUAUACAAAUACAUUAUAAAUUUCUAUUUAAAAAA
This is a messenger RNA of Scaptodrosophila lebanonensis, 1133 nucleotides long. Its product is annotated as pre-mRNA-splicing factor ISY1 homolog. Gene Ontology annotation, cellular component: post-spliceosomal complex; Prp19 complex; post-mRNA release spliceosomal complex. The record is from RefSeq and is a predicted model, not a curated record. The coding region runs from base 35 to 859 and encodes 274 amino acids. The transcript is spliced from 4 exons. NCBI's taxonomy places the organism in Eukaryota, Metazoa, Arthropoda, Insecta, Diptera, Drosophilidae. Gene Ontology annotation, biological process: generation of catalytic spliceosome for second transesterification step; mRNA 3'-splice site recognition.